GCAAGCGGAAGUUUGUCUGGGGGUGUGUUGGCGGGAUCAGGAAGUUGGCUGUUGAAUUCCAGAGAGCGGCUGUUGAGCGCGUUUGACUGACUGACAAGUAGGUUCACUGAAGACUUCACAUUUUAGUUUGCAAAAAUGUCAUCAACCUCUCAAAAACACAAGGAAUUUGUGGCAGAGCCCAUGGGAGAAAAGGCCGUCAUGGCUCUGGCAGGAAUUGGAGACGUUUUGGGAAAGAGGCUAGAAGACAAAGGCUUUGAUAAGGCUUACGUGGUGCUUGGGCAGUUUCUGGUACUAAAAAAAGAAGAAGAACUCUUCAGAGAAUGGCUGAAGGACACAUGUGGUGCUAAUGCCAAACAGCAGUUUGACUGCUAUAGUUGCCUAAAAGAAUGGUGCGACUCAUUCUUGUAAAAUGAAAGCAAGGAAAAUGAUGAUGGAAAAUGUUCCUCUUUUUCCUUAUUUUAUGUACACUGCUAAACUCCCUUAGGUUGCCCCACCCUGGAUGAGUAUUUUUCAUUUCAUUAUGAUAAUUGAAUUAGAUUUCUAAGGUUUCAUCUUUCACCAUCAGUCUUUUAGAGGUUAAACAAAAUGGGAUCUUUUAUUUUAACUGAGGGUGUUCUUUUUGUGAUGCUUUAAAAAAAAUCCAAAUAGCUGCUGUUGGUUUUACAAGACCACUGAUUGUUUUUCUGCUGUUUUAAAGCUGGUAUACAAUUUGAAAGUCUGUUUUUAAUGCGGUGAAUCAUUUUUGAAAGAGAUUAAAAAGUUUAUGCAACGAAGUAGAGAAGUAUUGGGUUUAGCAGCUUAAUUACUUUAAUUGCACAAAGUUACAAUUCCUU
This is a messenger RNA of Polypterus senegalus (gray bichir), 833 nucleotides long. It is a transcript of the gene banf1, whose product is annotated as BAF nuclear assembly factor 1. Bases 136 to 408 code for a protein of 90 amino acids. The transcript is spliced from 3 exons. Gene Ontology annotation, molecular function: DNA binding. Lineage: Eukaryota; Metazoa; Chordata; Cladistia; Polypteriformes; Polypteridae. The record is from RefSeq and is a predicted model, not a curated record.